Messenger RNA from Oreochromis niloticus (Nile tilapia), 2039 nucleotides. Its product is annotated as cell wall adhesin EAP1-like. NCBI's taxonomy places the organism in Eukaryota, Metazoa, Chordata, Actinopteri, Cichliformes, Cichlidae. The coding region runs from base 217 to 1734 and encodes 505 amino acids. The transcript has 2 exons. The record is from RefSeq and is a predicted model, not a curated record.
UCUCUUUGCAGACCACCCUGUGGGAUUCUCCACUCGCCGACCAGAAAAGACAAACUGCAGGUGGCUGAUCAGCUUAGUCAUCGCUGUCGUUUUGGUCACCCACUGCUGUGCUUGGCCCUGGAGUGUCCUAAGGGACAGAGGAAAUUAGGACAGUGUCACGGUUCUGGGUCAGUUCGACCCAGCUUUUUGAGUUGUUAUGUUUUGUUUUAUUUUUGAAUGAUGGAUUGUUCUUUAUGUUUCUCUGGUGCUUUGUUGGGUCUUAUGGUGAAUCUGUGUUUGAGUUAUUUUGCUGUGUUUUGGCAUUAUGGAUUGUUUUCUUAUUCUCUUGUAGUGCUUGUGGUGGUGAUGAUAAUGAUGAUGAUUAGUUUCAUGUUUAAACCACCUUCACUCCUCCACGACUGCCUGCGAUUGGAUCCUCCUUUAUUUUUCCACACGGCUCACUCCACUCGCCGUGACAGUACGGUCCAGCCAGAUAUGGUUCCAGCGGCAUUCACCCCACCCACAGAGCUUUGGGAGCUCAUAACGGACUCUGCUUCAAAAUUAAUCAACCUGUGGUUAGAGCAUGAGGGAGAAGCGUUUCUCUACACUGUGGAAACCAGGCUACAACAGCUUAUUUCUGGUUAUCCCUGGCUACUGGACUCACUGCACCCGCCCGUACGGAAUUUCGUUCUCCACAAGCUUCACCUUCACCCCUCUGCCACUACCACUUGCCCGCUUGCUUCUACGGAGGACGUGCCGUCCAAACCGCCGGACGAGGAAUUACCCGACCCGUCGGAGCAGACUCCGAAAAGAAAGCGACAUUUGCGACGUCCACACCGUUGGCACGGCACCCCACAGCCGGAUGUCGGGACAUGUAAUCCACCGGCAGUGGUGAGCGAGAGGGACACUGUUUCUGCUUUGUCAGAUACAAGGACUAUUUAUUCUGGGGCUAUUUUUUGUGUUUCCACUGAAGAUAAUAGUGGUUUCUCUGUUUCAUCCAUGGCCAUUGCUUCAAAGACUGUCUCUCCUGAGCCCACGCUCUGUGAUAAUGACUGUGUCCAUUCCAUUGUCCCAUCCUCACUUCCACCCCAGCCAAACGUCAAGUCUGAAACAUGGCCCGCAGUUCAGUCAGCAGUUCAGUCAGCAGCCCAGCUGCCCGCAGUUCAGUCAGCAGCCACGCUGCCCGCAGUUCAGUCAGCCACUCCACCAACUGUUACACCUCCACUACCAUCAUCUUCGCUACCUGUAGCUCAGUUGCCACUAGUUCAGCAGCCUGCCCACUCAUUCAUUCAGUCACCAUCCUCACCGUCUCAUUGCAAGCAGGGAACACCAAGCCUCUGGGGAGGCCCUGGAGGGAGUUACUUCCUCGAAGAUGACCAGCUUUUGAGAACCAGCUUAAGUUUUCAUGAAGGGUGUCAGUCACCAGCCAACUCUGGACCCCUAGAGGUUAAGCCACCAGCUCCAGCAAUUUCACCUGAGAACUUUACUGAGCAGUCUCAGCCGUCAUCCCCUGCUGAGAGCUCCAGUGAAUUCACCCAUCCGCCUCAGUCCUCGGCUGAGUGUGUUGGAGAACACUUUCAGCCCUCCAAGGACUGCAUUGUGCUCAAUAAACCACCUUCACUCCUCCACGGCUGCCUGCGAUUGGAUCCUCCUUUAUUUUUCCACACGGCUCACUCCACUCGCUGUGACAGACAGGAGACUUACAGUUUUUGCCCAUUGCUUGAACACUAUAAACCCAUGCUUAGACUAAAGUAACACAACUUGAAGCUUUUGUUACCAUACCUUAAACAAAAGCGCUGCUUUGCACUCUAGUUGCAAUUAUGCAACACACUUACUCCUUUAUGCAACACACAUGGUCCUGCAUACUACACUCUAUUUCAUACAUAAGACACUUCGUUCAAAAAUGAAAUUUCAGGGUGCCAUUUGGAAAACACAUGUAUCCAAAAUACAAAAAUUGCAACCACUCAAAUACACCAGUGAUGGGAUUUCCGGCUCUUUUUAGAGAUCCGGCUCUUUCGGUUCGGCUCACUAAAAAGAGCCGGCUCUUUCGGCUCCGAACC